This is a messenger RNA of Penicillium riverlandense, 777 nucleotides long. RefSeq names its product peptide alpha-N-acetyltransferase complex A subunit ARD1. Lineage: Eukaryota; Fungi; Ascomycota; Eurotiomycetes; Eurotiales; Aspergillaceae. Gene Ontology annotation, molecular function: protein N-terminal-serine acetyltransferase activity; protein-N-terminal-glutamate acetyltransferase activity. Gene Ontology annotation, biological process: N-terminal peptidyl-glutamic acid acetylation. Gene Ontology annotation, cellular component: NatA complex. The record is from RefSeq and is a predicted model, not a curated record. The transcript is spliced from 2 exons. Bases 1 to 777 code for a protein of 258 amino acids.
AUGGUCGACAUCGUCCCCCUAUCCUCCUACCCCUCGUACAUCGACCUCCUCCCCGCCAUCCAAACCUGCAACAUCACCAACCUGCCCGAGAACUACUUCCUGAAAUACUACCUCUACCAUGCGCUCACCUGGCCGCAGCUGAGCUUCGUCGCUGUCGUGCGCCCGCGCGGCGGCUACAAGACCGCUACCGCUGGCGGCCCGGGCGCCGCGGGCGAUGUGUCGGGCCAGUACCCCAAGGUCGUGGGGUAUGUUCUUGCCAAAAUGGAGGAGGAGCCCUCGGAUGGCGUGCAGCAUGGGCAUAUUACGAGUCUUAGUGUUAUGCGGACACAUCGGAGAUUGGGAAUUGCGGAGCGGCUGAUGCGGAUGAGUCAACGGGCAAUGUCCGAAUCCCACCGCGCGCACUACGUCUCCCUGCACGUCCGCAUGUCCAACACCGCCGCACUACGCCUGUACCGAGACACGCUGGGCUUCGAAGUCGAGAAGAUCGAGAGCAAGUACUACGCAGACGGGGAGGAUGCGUAUGCAAUGCAUCUGAAUCUCCAGGACCAGUGGCUGGACUGGAAGGCGAUUGAGAAGAAGGACCGGGAGCGCGAGAAGGCGGAGAAGAAGAAGAAGGGCGAGAAUGCUGAGGAGGACGAGGAGGAUGAUCAGGAUGAAGGCGACGAGGUUGGGGAGCUGGGGAAAAAGGAUGCUGAGAAGAUGAUUCGGGUCAAGGUUGGCCGCGGGCUUGGGGUUGGGGAUUUGGUGGAGAAGAAUGAGGCACAGGCGCAGUCGUGA